GUUUGAAGUUAGCCACUAUUCGACUAUAUAACCGGACCGAAUUGUAAACAACAGUAAUUACCAGAACCAAAAUGUCAGUGAACCGCAGCAAUGUUGGGUACACUGGCAAUAUGAGGGAUUUGACGUUUCAGUCAUACCCCUGCAUUGAGGUCCAUCUGUAAACAUUCGGAAAACUCAUUCAAAGCGUUCUAUUAGCAAAUUCGUCGGAGUAGUAAGCUAACGAAGUUCUCGGAAUGGACAAACAGAUAAAGGAAAUAUGCCGUCUAUGCUUAGAUCCCAGCGAAAAGUCUAGCUGUAGUUCGAUCAAAGAUUUGGCAAUGCGGUCCAAGCUGAAAACUGUGUUCAAAUUUGAGCUUCCCGAAGAAGAAUCCUUCCCUUGUGAGAUUUGCCACGAGUGUUCGUCCAAAGUGGAUGAAUUUCACUCUUUUCAUGAAACUGUUCGGCUGAAUCAGGAUCAACUGAAAGCUGAACCCGCCGAUUUGAAUGCUCUACAAUACGUGGAAAUAAAGCAGGAACCAUCUCCAUGCGCGGCUAAACAGGAUGAUGAGUCACCAGCUUCACAAAAUGAUAUAAAGGACGAGCUAUCUGAUUCUGAGGAGGAAGAUGCCAGAAAACCUCUUCGAAGAAAGCGCAAACAGAGAGCUUCAGCAGCGAAAACGGUUACGAAGAUGAAACAAGCGCGGAGAAAUGAUCCCGAUAAGGAUAAAAACGAAAAGGUGGCUGAAGAGAACAAGAAAAUUCAAGAAUUCUUAAAUAUUAGUUGUAAAUUUUGUUCUGAAAAGUUUGAUUCGUUCGAUAGACUACAAAAGCACACCCGCAAAUCACACAAUUCCCGUGGAAGCCUUACAUGUUGCAAUCGUGUUUUCUACAAGAAGUGCAGAAUAAUCGAGCAUAUUGAUUCUCAUUUGAAUCCGAAUCAGUUCCUUUGUGGCUUGUGUAACAAAAGCUACUGCAGUCAGAAUUCUCUGGAUUUGCACAAUUUGAGAAAACAUUGCAUCAACGAGGAAAAACCAUUCAAGUGCGAAAAAUGUGGCCAAGGAUUCCCGAAGGAAUGGUUAUUGAAAGUCCAUUACACUACGCACAUUCCGGCGGAAUGUACGAUCUGUCAUAAGGUUUUGGCAAGUGCGUCUACUCUGAAAACUCACAUGGUAACCAUACACACGGGUAAUUCGAAGCACAUCUGCGACACGUGUGGACAGGAGUUCCGAACCAAGCUGGGCUUGGAACGGCACAUCAAACAGCAUAUGGGUAUCGAUCCGAUCGAACGAGUUCAGUGCCACAUUUGCAGCAAAUGGGUCAAGGGAAAGUCAUGCCUGAAGAUCCACAUAAAAACGGUGCAUAGUGAGGAAAACCAGUCGGUCACUUGCGAUGUGUGCCACCAAAUAUACCCAAAUAUGCGCGCUCUCGGUUGUCACAAACGCGGUGUCCACGCGGAGGAAAAGUUCGAGUGUGAAAUUUGUGGGAAGAAAUUCAAAAGGAGUAUCUAUUUGAAGGAACAUCGUGCUUCCCACACGGGUCAAUCGCUGUAUUCCUGUGAUGUGUGCGGAAUGAUGACCAAUUCCAAUGCGAACCUCUACUCGCACAAAAAGAGCAAACAUCCGGAGGAAUGGCUGGAGGCACGCAAAAAGGCCAUGGCGAACGCUUAUGGGUAGAUCUUAAUUUUUUUCUAAUGGCUACAGAAUAACCCAUCGAUACGCCACAUCACUUAAUCUGUUUUUCGAGCAUAACAUGCAAUCAGGUUUCUUUUACAGUGUGGACACGUCAUAUCGACACACCUUGGUUUCUGAAAACGUGUUCACCUUAGACAUAUACUACAUUGUAAUCACAAAACGUCAGAGAGAGAGAAUUUGGUUUCAUUAGUAGCGACACGCAGAAAACGUAACACGCGAAAUUCUUAGAGAAAUAAAGUUUAUUUUUAUAACAAA
This is a messenger RNA of Toxorhynchites rutilus septentrionalis, 1925 nucleotides long. RefSeq names its product transcription factor grauzone-like. The transcript has 2 exons. The coding region runs from base 234 to 1652 and encodes 472 amino acids. Gene Ontology annotation, cellular component: nucleus. The record is from RefSeq and is a predicted model, not a curated record. Lineage: Eukaryota; Metazoa; Arthropoda; Insecta; Diptera; Culicidae. Gene Ontology annotation, molecular function: DNA-binding transcription factor activity; zinc ion binding.